This is a messenger RNA of Cynara cardunculus var. scolymus (artichoke), 1351 nucleotides long. Its product is annotated as N-acetyl-D-glucosamine kinase-like. The transcript is spliced from 7 exons. Lineage: Eukaryota; Viridiplantae; Streptophyta; Magnoliopsida; Asterales; Asteraceae. The coding region runs from base 99 to 1169 and encodes 356 amino acids. The record is from RefSeq and is a predicted model, not a curated record.
AAAGAGAGUGUGUUCUUGAUCCUGCUCAUUUGUAAAGUGAGUCAACCCGUUAUAGAAAUUCAAAAAAUUGGGAAAUCGAUUGGGUUCAUCAGACAGAGAUGACAACAACGAAUAACACCCAAAAUGGGGGUGUUUCUGAUCUCCAUCCGGUGUCGGAAUGCGAUGAGGAAGCACUAGUCUUGGGUUUGGAUGGCGGCACCACAUCAACCAUAUGUGUUUGUAUGCCUUUUUUCCCUAUUUGCAACCAUCAUCUUCCUGUUCCCCUUCCUGUUCUUGGCCGCGCCAUUGCUGGUUGCUCCAAUCACAACAGCGUCGGAGAAACUUUAGCCAGAGAUACAUUGGAGCAGGUAAUGAUGGAAGCCCUUUCAAAAUCAGGCGCAAAGAAAUCCGCUGUUAAAGCUGUUUGUUUAGGUGUAUCGGGUGUCAAUCAUCCAAAAGAUCAGGAAAGGAUACUGAAUUGGCUAAGGGACAUAUUUCCAAGGCAUGUCAAGCUUUAUGUUCAGAAUGAUGCAGUAGCAGCUCUUGCAAGUGGGUCCAUGGGAAAACUUCAUGGAUGUGUUUUGAUUGCAGGUACAGGGAGCAUCGCUUAUGGUUUUGCCGAAGACGGGAAGGAGGCUCGUGCCGCCGGUGGGGGACCUGUCUUGGGUGACUGGGGCAGUGGUUAUGGGAUUGCUGCUAAGGCGUUGACAGCUGUUGUAAGAGCCCAUGAUGGCCGAGGUCCGCAGACAAUGCUUACAGAUUCUAUUUUGAAAUUGCUCCGUCUUUCUUCACCAGAUGAGCUCAUUGGGUGGACCUAUGCAGAUCCAUCUUGGGCCCGUAUUGCAGCACUAGUUCCAGAAGUGGUCUCUUGCGCAGAAGCUGGUGAUGGAGUUGCAAAUGAGAUAUUAAAUUAUGCUGUGGCAGAAUUGGCUUUAACUGUGAAAGCAGUUGUUCAGAGACUUGGUUUGAGUCGUGAAGAUGGUCGUGGCCAAUUUCCAGUUGUGUUGGUUGGUGGUGUCCUCGUAUCUAACAAAAACUGGGAUAUAGGGCAGAAAGUUGUCGACUGUCUUAUGAAAACCUACCCCGGUGCUUUCCCUGUUCGACCAAAGGUGGAACCUGCAGUUGGGGCAGCUUUGCUAGCAUGCAAUUUCUUGAUGAAGGAAAAAGAGAGGAAUGGGGUUAUUGUAUGAUUGACUGAUUGCUUCAAUCAAAGUAUACAUACAUACAUACAUACAUACAUAUAUACAUACAGACAUCUUUUUGUUGUAUCUAUCAAGAUUCUUUUGUAUAGCAUGAGUUUUAUGUAUGAACAAAAUUGCAUAGCUUUUGCAUCAAAGGAGGCCUUGAGAGAACCCCUUGGAAAAACAAAUAG